GCUGCAGGAGGAGGAAGCGGUGGCAGGGGUAGCGGUGAGGGAAAGAGGGAGAGGGGUGACUGUGCUGAGCAGCUUGGCUCGCCUAGAUAGCGCUGCUGCCGCCGCGGCUGCUGUGGUGGAUGUUUUCAUGUUGCUUGGUGCAUAAUUUAGAGGAGGAGUUGGAAGCGGCGACUAUUAGAGGCAGGGAACGGGGGAUCUGCUGCCGGGGGCCUCCCUCUCUUUCUUCUUGCCCGUGUGUGGCAUCGAGGCAGCUCCCUGCACUUGCCCUGCGGUGCCCGGGUGGGGGCUCCCGGCCAGAGAGCGUCUGCGUCCCCCGGGGCUAGUGCUCUGGUGGGGUGGGGGUGUGUGUGUGCGCGCGCGUUUUUAGGGUGGGGGGUGGGGGUUGUGGGUUGUGCCUGAACCAGUUAGGAAGAAUGACUUUGGAGUCCAUCAUGGCGUGCUGCCUGAGCGAGGAGGCCAAGGAAGCCCGGCGGAUCAACGACGAGAUCGAGCGGCAGUUGCGCCGGGACAAACGGGACGCCCGUCGGGAACUGAAGCUGCUGCUGCUGGGCACAGGAGAGAGUGGCAAAAGCACGUUCAUCAAACAGAUGAGAAUCAUUCAUGGAUCAGGUUACUCUGAUGAAGACAAAAGGGGCUUUACAAAAUUGGUGUACCAGAAUAUAUUUACAGCAAUGCAGGCCAUGAUCAGAGCCAUGGAUACCCUCAAAAUCCCAUACAAGUAUGAACAUAAUAAGGCUCAUGCACAGUUAGUUCGAGAAGUCGAUGUAGAGAAGGUGUCAACUUUUGAGAACCCCUAUGUAGAUGCAAUAAGAAGUUUAUGGAAUGACCCUGGAAUCCAGGAAUGUUAUGAUAGACGACGAGAAUAUCAGUUAUCGGAUUCAACUAAAUAUUACCUUAACGACUUGGACCGCAUAGCAGAUUCAGCCUAUCUGCCAACUCAGCAAGAUGUGCUUAGAGUUCGAGUCCCAACAACAGGGAUCAUUGAAUAUCCAUUCGACUUACAAAGUGUCAUUUUCAGAAUGGUGGAUGUAGGAGGCCAACGAUCGGAAAGAAGAAAAUGGAUACAUUGCUUUGAAAAUGUCACAUCUAUCAUGUUCCUAGUAGCUCUUAGUGAAUAUGAUCAAGUGCUUGUGGAGUCAGACAAUGAGAAUCGAAUGGAAGAAAGCAAAGCACUCUUUAGGACAAUUAUCACAUAUCCAUGGUUCCAGAAUUCUUCAGUCAUUCUGUUCUUAAAUAAAAAAGAUCUCUUAGAGGAGAAAAUUAUGUACUCCCAUUUAGUUGAUUAUUUCCCAGAGUAUGAUGGACCACAACGGGAUGCACAAGCGGCACGAGAGUUCAUCUUGAAGAUGUUUGUAGACCUGAAUCCAGACAGUGACAAAAUUAUCUACUCCCACUUCACAUGUGCUACAGACACAGAGAAUAUACGCUUCGUCUUUGCUGCUGUCAAGGACACAAUCCUACAGUUAAACCUGAAGGAGUACAACCUGGUCUAACUGUGCCUAAGAGGCCCUCCAAGACCACCUUUGCGUGAUUGAAGAUACACAAGACAGACUGUAUUAUCUGUGAAAACAAAUUGCAUAAUACUAAUUUAUUGCUGGCCUGGACUCUGUGAAUGUCCACAGAGUUUUUAGUUAAUAUUAUGAUUUUAUUUAAACUGUAUGGAGGAAAAACAAAAGAUGCUGAUGUGCAUUUACAGUACAUUUUCUUAUUUUUUGUGUUUUAAAUUCUCAGUCGUACACUCACAAAGGAUAACAGUUUUUUGCUAUUGAAGCAAAAUUAAACUAGUUUCCUCUUUCCCUAACCCUUUCUCUCUCUUCCUCCUUCCUCCCCCCCUUAUGUUUUUAAAGGUACAAUGGCCGUUUUCCCAGUUGCAUUCCUUGGUAAAAUAUUUUCUGUUGAGUGAUUUGGUCAGGAAAAAUGCUAUCAUCAGAACUGAAGUUAUCAGUCAUUCAAAUUUUACAGAAUGUACUUUCUCUGAAGGAUCAAAAGUAUUGAUAGUGUGAUAUUUAAAUUCUUGACAUGGGUGUUUUCAUUCUGUCUUCAAUUCUGAGGCCAGAAUAUCGGGAUUGCAAAAUAGAAAUAGUUGUGUAUGGAUUUAGAAUUUAACCAUACUUUCGCAGUUCAGAAAGAUGCAUAGAAGAAAGUAAUGAAAUAAUUAAAGACACAAACCUGGGAUGUUCAUGGAAUAUCAUAGAAUCUCUUUUUAACUGUCAUGUGCCAUUAUUUUCUCUUUUCUUUAUUCACAAAUGCCAAACGGAAAUGUCAUGGACACUACAUUUUCCCCAGUGGCUACAGCCUGAAACAGUGGUGUUUGGGUUUUUUUUCAGUUGUGUGCAUUUUUUCUUAAGUUAGAGCUUUUUUAAAGUGUGUUUUUCCACAGUAGAAAAAAUAUUUUUGUUGUAUAAAAUCUUGCCAAAUCUGGCUUUUUAUAAAACAAAUAUUUUUGAAACAUAAGAUACCAAUUGAAAUGCCAAACUGAUGGAUUGGGUACUGACCUGAUUGAGUCAACUGCUAAAUGAUAAACAAAUAUAGUUUCAGCUCAUAUGUACCCUUUUUUAGAAAGUGUUCCAUUUUCUAAUGCCAAAAACAAGCAUGAGUGAAUAUGCUACUAGGUAUACAUGUAUAGAAGACAUUUUAACUCUCUCCUUAUGUCAGAGAUGGCAUGAGAUUGCAUACAAUGUUUUCUGUAAUAAUAUCAAAGCACCUUUGUACAGCAUGAAAUUAUUGAUGAGUGAUCACAUUCAGGAACCUUUCUUAAUAAGGUUGCCUCUUAACCGAUUCACAGACAUUUGAUAGGCUUCAUGCAAAAUAUCCUCUCUUGAUGUUCUUUAGAAAGAUUUAUUAAUAUAAAUGAAACAGUGGAAAGAUCACUCUUGAAAUUUAAACAUGCAAAUUUUUAACAACAAAAAUGUAGCACACAUAGAUGAGCAGCUUAGGUUGAAAGGUGUUUUUCUGACCAGGUGCAUGAUUGCUAGCAAGCUACAGAGAACUCAGAGGUCAGAUGUAAUUGGAUUGAUUACAAUGCCAAGUAGCACUAGAGUGCACUUAGCACAGAAAUUCCUGCCUCUCAGCUGCGAAGGAGAGGUGGAAAAAGAAUGACUUAUCGGUAACAAAGUUAAUAAAUACUAAUGAGAUGUUUUUCAUCCUUAACCCUCCCAAUUCCAAAACAACAACAAGAACAGUUGCUAUUUUUUUGCUGCCUCAUAAAAAACCUUAUAAUUGAAAACUGAUUGUAGGUAUAGUGCAAUUAUGAAUGUUAUAAUCAUUGUACAUACAUCUAUAUAUAUAUGGCAGCAUCAAUAUUGGCUUUGUAAUCAUUAAUUUUUGGCAAAUUGGAUGUGCUGUGUUGAUAUGUAUCUAUGUAAUUGUAUGUCUUACAGCUAAUUCACAUUUUAAACAAUGUUAUUUUAUUUACGUUUUUAAGAGAAGAAUGUAAAUUUGGUCAGUUUAUUUCUGACUAGGGAUUUGUUGUUUUUAUUUAAAAAGCAAAAAAAGCUUAUUAUAGUACAGAGUUGUACUAGCAUCAUGCUGUAUAAAAUCAUUUGUACAUUCCUGAGUAAAAGUAAAUUGGAGACACACAGAGGACAGUCACAAUCACAAUCAAAACAACGCUUAAAUCUUGUCAGGGCUUUAUACAGAUGUAGAAACCAUUUUUGCUGGAAGAAUGUAUGCCAUUAUAUCUAGGAUUGGAACAUAAGCUCUUAAAUAUGAAUUUGUAUUUGGCAGAUUCAACUUCAGUUAAUUUUACUUUUCUAAUAGCCUUUAUUAGAAAAGUGAAUUUAGAGACAUUUCAAACUAUUGAACAUAAGUACUAAUGGGUAUAUGCUAUUUCCCUAAAAAUAUCAUAAAAAAAUACAGAGCAUCAGAUCAGUUAAACAUUUCAGAAACCUUAGAUCUAACAACAACAAAGUUGCUAGUGUUAACAAUUUUAAGGAGUUAAAGAAUUUUAUUUAAUAAAGCUAAAGCAGGUAGUUGUAGGUUAUAAAAAGUGACACUGACAUUCUAAAUAUGUGAUCAGAACAGUUAUUCUUGUUAUAUAUGUCAUUAUAAAAUUGGUCCUGAUCUUGCUUAUAAACAUAAAAAAUCUUCUGUUUCCACUGUUGACUCUGGAGUGCGUGAUAAUAUCCCUUCUUUUAACCUGGGAAUACAUUGGCCACCUUGGAUUUAGUGAUAUAAAUAGAACUGUAGGAAAAAAAAAAAAAAAGCCAGUGGUGUCUAAUGAAGGUUUGGGGUUUGGUUUGGUUUGUUAUGGGAUAUUGGGGGGGGGGAGAAUGGGGUUUUAAGUUUUGUAUAAAAACAAAACAAAAGUUUACUCAAGCUUUAUAGAUAUAUUGUGAUUGUAAAAUUAAAGAGUGAGUGCGACUGGGCUACUUCUGGUAUAUUUUAAUUGAGUUGAACCUGUGGCAAUGUUUAGAUCAUUUGAGCUAUUCUGAAAAAAUUUAUAUUCAGCAUGCUAAUGCAAGCCUUACAUGAAUCACCUAACACAGCAUUGCAGUAUGACAGUGUUUACAAAAACAUUUCCUUUUUAAAUGACAUAGCUGUUCCCACUUGCAAUAUAUUCCAUUGCUGUUGCUGUUUUAAUUGGUGAUUUCCACUAUGCAUUAUAGUGCUUGAGUCCAGAAGUAUGUGCCUCUAACAUGAAACUGAAGGCAAAAACAAGACAGAAACCCUUUUAACUUUGCCAAAAUUAUGUGCUUUCAUUGAAUGUCAUAAAUGGGAGAGGAGGGAAGGAAAACAUCUUGGGAACCUGUGUAUUCUAGGUGUUCACUAGUACAAACAAGCUAUAAUAUGUGUUUUACAGAAAUCUUAAACUUGCUUUUUUCACUAAGUAACUGGCACUGUCCUGACAUAUAUAGGAUGAUGAAGGUAUAAGGGCAGUUUACUUUUUAUAAUUCAGACUCUCUUGAUUUUCAAGGUGUAUGAACUGUAAUUUUUAAUCAUACUGCCACAUGAUUGUGAAACACUUUUUUAAGCUUGAAAGUGGAGAAGAGACUUUAUGCUGGCUAUCAGUCAGAACUGACUGCAUGAUUUGCAAAAACUUUAAAAGGAGGUAAAAGGGCUGCAUAUGAAGACAUUGCUAGACUCUGAGCUUUUGGUUGUAAGAUGCAAAAGACUUUACUCAACCUAAUGCCCCUUCCCUUGUUAUGCAUUCUUCAUGAAAUAAUGAAAUAAUAGGAGAAAACAAAGACAUGUUAACCCACAUGAAAAAAAAAAAAGGCCCAAAUAAUUUAUUAUAUGUGCUGCUGUUCUUGGAGCUCUGUGCAUGGUUAUCCUGCAUUACAUUAGUAAACUAAUGAAGUGUGCACAGUAUAUUAACAAGGCCUACAAAUUACCUACCUCUAGUUAAGAAACCAAUAAAGUAAAUAUGUUUUGGAGAGACUGUCACAAGUUAGGAAAUUAAAAUGGCCUGUCGUAGAUAUUUAAUGGCUAUUUCAGACAUUCACACUUUUGUAGAUAUGGUCCCUCUUCAGACAUAAACAACUACAGUCAUAUGUCCCUGUCCAAUUUGUUAGUUUAGUAGAGAUGUUGAAAAACAAUGUGUUUUGGUUUGAUAAGAACCACUGAUAUCUCUUUUUUUUUUUUUUUUGCUUUUAUUUACCCAUAAUAUUUUGAGUUGUAUCAAUCAAAACAAACAUUUCCAUGUAAUCAGUAAUCCAUUGAGGGUCAUUAUUUAUCUAGUUACAGGGAUUUUACUGUAACUUUCACUCAAGCUUUUUCACAGUAGCCAUGCUGCAGGAAAGAAAGGAAUAGAAGAAUUAUUUGAACAAAUUUGAUGUUGAAGAUGAUAGUGUCAAAAAUGCAAGAAAAUUCAACCAGAUCAAUCUUAUUCUAAAGCUGGUUUUGUGGUGUUUUUUUCUCUCUCUCAAAAGAUGGUCUAAGCUGAAGUCUAUUGCUGGAUUCCUUAUUUAUCAUGCUGCAGGAAAUGGUUAUUUGAUCAAUAUAUGAGGGGGUCAGAUACAUUUUUUAAUUUGCAGUGUUUAAAAAAAUAAAGAUAUUUGCUAUUCUUAAAGUGUCAUUUAAAUGCAUGUAUUGUCUAUUGUUUGGGGGACAAAAAUAGGGUGUGGGUUUUUUUGUUUUUUUGUUGAAAAAAAACUAAUGCAUAAAUACUGUUCCUCAAAAAUCUUGCUGGUUAUAAAUACAGUAUUUUUGGCCAUAACUUUGUAUUACAGUAUCUUCGUUCCUUGACAUUUAGCUUUUCUGAAAUAUAUUUGGGCUUCUUGCUCUCCCAAAAUGUUUCAUAUGAUA
Messenger RNA from Harpia harpyja (harpy eagle), 6246 nucleotides. Its product is annotated as guanine nucleotide-binding protein G(q) subunit alpha. The coding region runs from base 414 to 1493 and encodes 359 amino acids. Lineage: Eukaryota; Metazoa; Chordata; Aves; Accipitriformes; Accipitridae. The record is from RefSeq and is a predicted model, not a curated record. Gene Ontology annotation, cellular component: heterotrimeric G-protein complex. The transcript has 7 exons. Gene Ontology annotation, molecular function: G protein-coupled receptor binding; G-protein beta/gamma-subunit complex binding; GTPase activity. Gene Ontology annotation, biological process: phospholipase C-activating dopamine receptor signaling pathway; adenylate cyclase-modulating G protein-coupled receptor signaling pathway; action potential.